Aspergillus ochraceoroseus IBT 24754 is the source of this 1356-nucleotide messenger RNA. Its product is annotated as alpha-1,2-mannosidase family protein. Bases 1 to 1356 code for a protein of 451 amino acids. Gene Ontology annotation, cellular component: cytosol; nucleus. The transcript is spliced from 5 exons. The record is from RefSeq and is a predicted model, not a curated record. NCBI's taxonomy places the organism in Eukaryota, Fungi, Ascomycota, Eurotiomycetes, Eurotiales, Aspergillaceae. Gene Ontology annotation, biological process: glycoprotein catabolic process; protein quality control for misfolded or incompletely synthesized proteins; protein deglycosylation. Gene Ontology annotation, molecular function: carbohydrate binding; peptide-N4-(N-acetyl-beta-glucosaminyl)asparagine amidase activity.
AUGAAGCUGUGGCACGCUCUUUUCCUUAUGAUGCGCCUUGAACCCCUCGUACACGGGGCAGGGUUAUCAUCGCACGUGAACCUCUUCCUCGGGACUCAAAAUGGAGGAAACAACUUCCCCGGGGUCGCUAGACCAUUCGGAAUGGUCAAACUCGGCCCCGAUCUGCUCGAAUCCGGGACAGAUUCAUAUGCAGGAUACCUGCCCACUGGGGACUUCUCCGGCUUCAGCAUGAUGCACGAACAAGGAACAGGAGGGGCUCCGAAAUACGGGACAGUUGCCCAAUUGCCUCUCGUGGGGAACAUCACGGACCACCCUCUGGCGAGUAUCACGGUGGGUCGUUCCGGUGCCGAUCAGGCAUCGGUAGGUUACUACAGGGCCCAGACCGCUGAGGGCGUCGUGGUGGAAUUAGGUGCCUCUGCCCAUGCGGGAAUGUAUCGAUAUACCUUUCCGACGAAUGAGACUGCCAAUGUCUUGAUUGAUGUUUCGCAUGUGCUGCCGUCGUUCAGGGGACAGGGCUUGAGCCAGGGGUACAAGGGUGGUAACUUGACCAUCUAUGCGGAUGGACAUUAUGAAGGCCUGGGGAGACACGACGACGCAGAGAAGUACUUGAUUCGCUCGAGGAACUGGCGAAACCACUGGAACGCCAACCAGACAUCGCUAGGGUUCUCUGGGUUCGUUGUUCCCCGAGACGCGAACGGCUUUCUUUCAACCAACCCACUCACCGAUGGUGGGUACUGGGGAGACCCAUAUUACGAAGCGAGCUCGUGGGCGUACUCAUGGGGGAGUGUUCACGAUAUGAAGCAGAUGAUCGCGAUGAUGGGCGGUUCGGAGACUGUGCUGGAUCGGUUGAACAUCAUGUUCACGGAGGGAGCGAGUGGCUCCAGCGGGAUUAUCUUCGAUUCCACGAAUGAGCCAAUGUUCAACAUCCCAUACCUUUACAACUACAUCGAUCGACAAGACCUAUCCGUCUCUCAGUCCCGAUAUAUCGCCAAGACAUACUAUAAUGCCGGGGUCUCUGGCCUGCCCGGGAACAGCGAUGCGGGUGCCAUGCAAACGUGGCUACUCUGGAAUAUGAUAGGACUGUAUCCCAUCACGGGCCAGACCACGUUCCUGAUCCAUUCCCCGUGGUUCGAUUCUCUCCCCAUCCACCUUGGCGGGGGUAAGACACUGCGUAUCACGUCGACGGGGGGUGACGGCAAUGGUGAUUCAAAGAUCCAUGUGCAGCGUCUACGGGUCAAUGGCCGAUCCUGGAGGAAGAAUUGGUUAACAUGGGAAGAUAUCUUUGCUCAUGGUGGAACGAUGGAAUUCGAGCUUGGGGAGAGUCCAAGUGAUUGGUUUACUGAUUUACCUAGGUAG